Mizuhopecten yessoensis (Yesso scallop) is the source of this 1265-nucleotide messenger RNA. RefSeq lists its product as uncharacterized. The transcript has 2 exons. Gene Ontology annotation, molecular function: acyltransferase activity, transferring groups other than amino-acyl groups. The record is from RefSeq and is a predicted model, not a curated record. Bases 31 to 555 code for a protein of 174 amino acids. Lineage: Eukaryota; Metazoa; Mollusca; Bivalvia; Pectinida; Pectinidae.
AAUAGCUGAUCUAACCCUAAACGUUCGUGUAUGAUACUGAAAGACGAGAAAUCCAGCAUGAUCGACCUGCCUAUGUUGACCGCUCUACAGACCGGCCGAGCCGUGAUCAUCGAUAGCAUGACUGACCGCCAACUGACAGAAACAUACUAUAUGAUACAGGAAGCUGCAAAGAAUUGCGAGGGGUACGGAAUGGACGAAUAUGAAACCGAAAAAGACUUCCGAGGGAAAAUUGAUGGCAGUCACUGCUUUGUAAUCAUGUGUAAAGAAAGAGGUGAAAUGAUUGCCGCAAUUAUUAUUGCAGCUAGCAAAUUCUACCGGGGUCCGUCAGAAGUUGCCGACCCUUUAGCGAUCGUAAGAAGUUCCGAACGUCAACAAAGUCUAGGGGAAUUUACCAUGCGUACAGCCAUCGACUUCUCUCGCAGGCUCGGGUACAUGGGCAUGUACGUGGAUACCUUCACAAAUAAUGUUGCCGCUAGGAAAAUCAUUGAGAAGAUCGAAGGAUUCCGCCAUGUUGGAUUCCUUCCACUCGCGGGACGACUCGGCAAGGAGAGGUGAUCGGUUCUCUUCUCUACUUCAUGGACCUGAACGUGAACCUUGUUAACCAAACGUUAUCUACAUGCAUACGCCUAGCAUGAACAAGUCAAGGCUGAUCACAUGAUCAUUUAGAAUGACAUCCUCGAAACUCCAGGGGUCAUGCUCACUUACGUUCUAUGACUCCUGGAAUAUGUCAUAGCAAAAUUGAAGGCUCAGUGUGGGCUACAUUUGUGGAUGAGACAAGAAAAACUAGUUUGAUCCUUCCAUGUAUAUAAAAAACGACGCAGUCGCUUAACGGUUAUCUUGACUGACUUUGAAGUCGGUUGUCUCUCCUGUAAUCUUCAAAGGGCAUAUGUAAGUUUGGCGAUUGAUCAGGUUUCCAAUCAGACAGCUAGCCGCGUGUAUUUAAUUUUGCUAUUUUGCAGAAAGUAUAAGAGAGCGACCCCCGAAGUAUGUAGGAUAUUAGAAUUAAGACAAAGGUUGUUUUUUGGUCCCCUCCUAAUUUAUAGGGCUUAUUGUAAUACCAAGGUUUUAAGUGUUUAUAUCACCACUCGAUUUAAAAACAAAUAUCCCCAAUAAUGAUUUGGUUCUAUUUUGUUUAAUGCCCCAUUAACGGCUAAGGUCAUUUAAGGAUGUGCCAAAAUUAUGGUGCAUGUGUUAGAUUUUCAAUUUAAACGAAGCGACAAUAUCCAUUAAAAUGUGCGAUUUAACUUCAUCGAUUAAAUAGCAAU